This is a messenger RNA of Aspergillus bombycis, 987 nucleotides long. RefSeq names its product short-chain dehydrogenase/reductase. The record is from RefSeq and is a predicted model, not a curated record. The coding region runs from base 1 to 987 and encodes 328 amino acids. NCBI's taxonomy places the organism in Eukaryota, Fungi, Ascomycota, Eurotiomycetes, Eurotiales, Aspergillaceae. Gene Ontology annotation, biological process: secondary metabolic process. The transcript is spliced from 2 exons.
AUGGUGGGCAUCAACGACGUCCGCAAAUCCAACGCUGCUCUCCACGCCCGCGAUGGAGACUUCGUCGCGGUUUUCGUGGGAGGAACCAGUGGAAUCGGAGAAGCAACAGCCAAGGAGCUAGCUAAGGCGAUCAAAAAGCCGACAAUCCACCUCGUGGGACGGAAUCAAGCCGCCGGAUCGAAGAUAUUGGAGGAACUUAAAGCAGCCAAUCCCGAUGGGACCUUCCACUUUAUCCAGUCGGACGUAUCACUUCUCCGGAACGUAGACGAAGUGUGUUCGGAAAUCAAGCAGAAGGAAAAGGCGAUCGAUCUAUUAUUCCUCUCGACGGGACACACCACCGAGGGCCUCGAGAACAACCAUGCCCUCCGCUACUACUCCCGGAUGCGCUUCGUCCACAACCUCAUCCCGCUGCUUGGCGCAUCCAAUGGCCCAGCCCGCGUCGUGAGCGUCCUAGCCGCCGGCCAGGAAGGCAAAAUUGAAGAAGAUAACUUCGACCUUCAGAAGUCGUGGUCCUUCAUGAAAUCCAACACGUAUGCCGCCACCAUGAAUUCCCUCGCGGUAGAGCACCUGGCCACCCUGUACCCGUCCAUCAGCUUCGUUCACGUAUUCCCCGGCAUCGUCCGCACCCCUCUCAUGAACAAGACCCUCGGCUGGAUCGCAGGCCCCAUCGUUACCUUCCUAUCGCGACCGAUGUCGAUUUCUCCGCAGGAGAGUGGUGAGCGGCACGUGUUCAUCUCAACCUCCGCUGCCUACCCACCCGCGACGCCUGAGGACCCGGCCCAUGCGGGCGUGCCGCUUGUGGAGGGGGUGAAGACAAGCGUCGCGUCGACUGGGAAAAUCGGCGGAGGAUCGUAUAUCCUCAACUAUGAUGGGGCCAAUGCAGCACAAGAGAAGAUCAUGAGCGGAUAUCGAGCGGAGGACUUCCCGAAGAAGCUCUGGGCUCAUACUCUGGAGACGUUCAAGAAGGUGUUUGAUCCGGCGCAGUAA